GGACCGGAGGAGCCUCUCCUGCUGCUGCCUGUCCGCCUUCAGUCUCACUCUCUGCUACUGCUUUGUUGUCCAGCCGGAGGAGGUCACUCGGUCCGAGCAGCAGUCCACUCACAGCGCACUCAGGAGCCGCAGAGCAGCCGCCAACUCUCCGCAGAAAACAAUUCUCUCCGCAGUUUGACAAAACAACCAAAUCCAGAAUCAUGGGGAAAGGCUGCCUGACAGUGACCAAGUACUUCCUGUUCCUCUUCAACCUCAUCUUUUUUCUGUGUGGGGUCGUCAUCAUGGGCUUCGGGCUGUGGCUCCUGCUGGACAAUCAGAGCUUCAUCGUCGUCCUGAGUAACUCCACAUCUGUGAAGGCGGCCUGCUACAUCCUGAUUGGCGUUGGGGCCUUCUCCAUGCUCAUGGGCUUCCUCGGCUGCCUGGGGGCCAUUUACGAGAUCCGCUGUCUGCUCGGCCUGUACUUCACCUGCCUCCUGCUGAUCCUCAUCGCUCAGGUAGCAGCCGGCGCCCUCAUCUACUUCCAGAAGGAGACGUUAAAUGAAGAGAUGUCAAAGGUCGUGGCCGAGGUGCUGAAGAACUACCCUGGCAACAACUCGACCACGGAGCAGGCCUGGGACUUCAUCCAGAGGAAUAUGGAGUGCUGUGGCUGGAGCAGCCGUCUGGACUGGAGCGGGAACAUGGUGAUCGUCAACAGCUCCCAACUGCUGUUUCCCUGCUCCUGCCAGAACAUCUCGGCCUCCACCGGGAACUUCUCCGACAGCAGCUUCUGUGAGGCUCAGACGCCCGACUGGCCCGUAUACGACACGGGUUGUGCUGCCAGCGUGGAGAGCUGGCUGCUCACCAACCUCGGGGUCGUUCUGGGUAUCUGCCUUGGAGUGGCUCUGAUUGAGCUGGUGGGGAUGAUCUUGUCCAUCGGCCUGUGCAGGAACAUCCACACAGAAGACUACACCAAAGUGCCAAAGUACUGAAGCAGCUGACUGGAGGACAGAAAGAGGGAACCUUAAAAUAAUGCAUUUUGUUCACCAUCUUGUAUUUGGUGAAACAUUUGUCCAAAUGUAAAAUAAUUUGUUUGUUUUAUACCUUGUUAGAUUAUUCUUCUCGUGAGCAACUUCCACCUUAUUUUAUUUCUGUGACUUCGUUUUUUUUGUGUGCACUUUAGAGAGAGAUGCUGAAAAUUAUUACAUUUAUACAAGACUACAUUUUAUUAGGAACCUGUUGGUUCCGAUUAAAGCGUCUCUGUAAAUUAUCGCUUCUUGAUUUUAGUUUUCCCCAAAAAUCUGAAGAGAAAUCACGUUUUAUCGUCUGUAGCGUAAGAAGCUAAGCUAACGUUAGCAACUGAUUUGAACAACUGGAAAAAUCCUCUGUGUGAGGCAUGUUUUUUUAGUUUUUUAUACACCAGCGUUCUGAGUUAUUGUGAAAUGUUUUUAGUCAUUUGUACAUAAUUUUAGUCAUUCUUUGUGUGAAUUUGACUCAAAAGUCUUCUUUUCUAUUUCUUUUCUUAAAUUUUGUCCUGGAAAUAAUAGAAAUAAUGUGGUACUAAAGAGGAAUUUAUGAUACUUGUUUUGUGAAAGUAUCGCUCAGAGUUUACAAUUGUCUUCGACAAGCAAAAACAAGAUUUUCCUUUUUUAAGAUAGCUUUAAGUUUAUAUUUGACCUAAAAUAGAUCCAGUUUAAGGAGUGAAAUGUUUCUUUGUAACUAUUUUUGAAAUAUAGGAACUUAAAUGUGGAAAGAGGAUACAAUUAUUUAGGCAGAAGAAAUAUUUUUUGCGAAGAUCCUUCUUGGAAAUUUGUUUAUACAGAAAGAUCUUUUGAAAUUCCUUUAUGUAAACUUUUUCAUUCUCAUCCAAGAUGUUGUGGUGUUUUGUAAUGUACAAAUCCAGUUCCUGGUUUCUUUUUAUGUACAGUCAGUAUGAAAAACAACCCAUUAACCUUUAUAAUAGUUUCUUAGACGGAAAGGGUACGUAUGUUUGUAACUAGAUGGACUUUUGGUAGCUUGAUAAGCAAGUGUGUACUCACAACAUUCAUCCUUUCAUUUGACCAAUAAACUGAUUACAGUG
Messenger RNA from Trematomus bernacchii (emerald rockcod), 2056 nucleotides. Its product is annotated as CD82 antigen-like. Bases 201 to 968 code for a protein of 255 amino acids. The record is from RefSeq and is a predicted model, not a curated record. Lineage: Eukaryota; Metazoa; Chordata; Actinopteri; Perciformes; Nototheniidae. The transcript is spliced from 9 exons. Gene Ontology annotation, cellular component: membrane.